UCGCACUUAGGUAUUAUAAAUAAUUUGUUGGUGAUUAUCUGUAAUUACAAAUCGUCUAUAUAAAAGCAUACUAAAUACUGCACGAGUAUGAUGAUCGCAAUGAGUAGCAUGAAGGCGAUUGUAGUGUGCGUACUUUGUGUGAUAAUACUGGUGGAAAGUGAUGAAUACCUAAACGUCACAUAUCAACCCGUUCACAGGCAGUUGUUGGACUUUAAGAAGGAGCAUCCACAUCCGAUAGGAUUGUGGACGAAAAAUGCCGGAGAUCCAGUCGAAAUUCGUGACACAAUAACGAUUAAUUCCGAUACAUUCAACAACCAGCUGCUGAUAGACACUUUCUCUACAUUUGAUGGCGAGAGAAUACCUGAACGUGUAGUGCAUGCGAGAGGUAUAGGAGCCUUUGGCUACUUCGAAGUCACGCACGAUGUCUCCAAGUAUACAUCAGCUGAUGUGUUCAAUGGAGUGGGAAAGAAGACACCGAUAGUUGCAAGAUUUUCAAAUGCAUUACAGGGUCUGGGGGGCACUGAUUUGCCUAGAGAACACAGGGGUAUGUCAGUAAAGUUUUAUACGAAAGAGGGUAACUUAGACCUAUUAUCUUUAUCUAUACCCGUUUAUUUUUAUAGAGAUCCAUUGUUCUUUAAACAUUUGUUACAUACAACCACUAGAAAUCCACAAACAACCACGUUUGAUCCGACAAGCGUCUUUGAUUUUUUAACAUUAAGACCUGCAUUUGUUCAUGGAUUCUUUUGGGUUAUGUCUGAUAUUGGCAUACCCGACGGCUACAGGCGAAUGGAUGCUUUCCCCAUUCACACUUAUGAAAUAUCAAAUAAGCAUGGGGAGACACAUUAUGUGCGAUUCAACUUUAGAACGGAGCAAGGCAUUGCAACGCUUACAAACGCCGAAGCGGCCGCUAUUCAAGCUCAAGACCCGGAAUAUUAUAAUAGAGAUUUUUAUAUUGCGAUUGAAUCCGGAGAGUAUCCUGCAUGGAGAUUAGAGAUAGAUGUGAUGACACCACAUGACAUACAAAAAGUUGAUUACGAUCCGUUUGAUGUCACUAGAUUAUGGAAGAACGGAACAUUCUUCACCGUACAGAUAGGUCGCAUGAUAUUGAACAAAAAUGUUGAAAAUAACUUCAGAGAUGUCGAACAAGCGGCAUUCAAUCCUGGUCAUUUAGUACCUGGUAUUCCUGGACCUCCAGAAGCUUUGUUCCGUGGUAGAAGAAUAUUCUAUAGGGAUACUCAAAAUUAUCGUCUAGGAAGAAACCACAACAAUAUUUUAGUAAACAUGCCAUUAUACUCGAAGACGUAUGUACGAGAUGGAACACCACCAACUAGGCUUAACAUGAAAAAUGUUCCAAAUUAUUUUCCUAAUUCAUUCCAUGGACCACUUCCAUAUGUGGAUGAGCACAGACCGUGGAAGAAGUUGCAAGUAUUAGAAAGUAAUGCUGUAGAUUUGGAACCGGCAUGGUAUUUCUAUAACUUCAUUCUAGAAGAUGAGGCUCAUAGACAAAGAUUUAUAAAUAACUUUGCCAGAGCUCUUGUAGCUGUUACUCCACCAGUAUUGCAAAGAACACUGAAGCUUUUACACCAGGUUGAUAAUGAUUUGGGACAGCGUGUGACGGUUGCUCAUCAAGUAUUACUUGCACAAGUGAUGGCGCAGCAGGCAGCAGCCCGAGCAGCUUCUGCUGCACCUAGACCUAUAAGAAACCUUGUGACCUCUGAGGGACCUCCAGAACAUGAUAACAUGGGAAGUGUUUACAAAAUAAGUAUUUAAUGAAUUAUCAUUAUAUUGAUCUCAAACUUAUUGGACAUUAAAUUCUUUUUUAUAUUAAGAACACGCAAAGAAAUGACUAGAAAAUUAAAUCUACAUUAUGCUAUGUGGAUGUAAGUUCAUCGUCUGUAAAUGAGUAUAAAACCAAAAAACUUACAAUGAAUGAUUAAAUUUUGAGGAAUUGCUUUUGAGCAAUAAAUUAUCCUCCAAAUUUUGUACAAUAUGCGACUAAACAUUAAAGAUUUUUUUAGGAAUUAAAUUUGUUAUUUAUUGCCUUCUUGGUCAAGGUCAGGGUGGGUUUGACGAACGUACGGAAUCAGGUAUUAUUGUAGGUCGGUCUUUAUAUGUAUUCCAAACUAGGAAUUGCAGUUCACACAGUUCUAUACGUUAUUACAAUCAGAACCAUUAUAUGUAUGCAACUUCACUUUUGUAGCUACAAGGCACAAACUUUUGACCCAAUAUUUGGAAAGAGCAGUACCAAUCGCCCAAUAGA
Molecule: messenger RNA, 2260 nt
Organism: Spodoptera litura
Lineage: Eukaryota; Metazoa; Arthropoda; Insecta; Lepidoptera; Noctuidae
Product: peroxisomal catalase 1-like
Biological process (GO): response to hydrogen peroxide; hydrogen peroxide catabolic process
Cellular component (GO): mitochondrion; peroxisome; cytoplasm
Molecular function (GO): heme binding; catalase activity
Source: RefSeq, a predicted model, not a curated record